AUGGCAAGGUGGUGCAUUGUGCUGGUUCUUGCUCUAGUUGUAGCUCACACUACAGCUAGAAACGUGCCUACAGCGAAUGACGCUGGUUUCAAAGACCAAAAGAACUUCCUCGGUGGCGUUGGUGGCUUCUCUGGUAUUGGCAGCAAUGGGCUUCCAUUUGCUGGAGCAGGGGCUGGUGGUGGUGGUGAUCUUGGAGGUGGACUUGGUGGCGGCGCUGGGAUAGGCGGAGUUGCCGGGCUUGGUGGUGGUAGUGGUGGAAUCGGUGACUUGGGUGGUGCAGGCGGCUUGGGUGGUCUUGGUGGUUUAGGAGGCGGCACCGGAGGCUUGGGUGGUCUAGGCGGCUUAGGAGGCUUGGGUGGUCUUGGCGGCUUAGGAGGCGGCACCGGAGGCUUGGGAGGUCUUGGUGGAGUAGGAGGUGCUGGUGGCGUUUUAGGAGGUGCUGGUGGUGGCGUUGGUGGUGGUGUUGGUGGCGGAGUUGGUGGCGGUGUUGGUGGUGGAAGUGGUGUUCUUCCCUACCCUUGA
Prunus avium (sweet cherry) is the source of this 522-nucleotide messenger RNA. RefSeq lists its product as uncharacterized. NCBI's taxonomy places the organism in Eukaryota, Viridiplantae, Streptophyta, Magnoliopsida, Rosales, Rosaceae. The record is from RefSeq and is a predicted model, not a curated record.